CUCGGAACGUACGUCGGGAGCUGUGUCUGCGUCGCGCAUCGUUGGGAUGGUGGCGCAGAAAGAUGGACAUAUGGUGUGGUGACCGGCUACCGCUGGAGCUCUGACUCGAAUCGGUGCGUCCUUCACGUCGCCUCCUCUGCCGGCAACUUCGACUUUGCCUACAACAAGGAGCUGCUGCAGGAUUUAGCGGUCGAGCCGUAUGCGAUGCGCCUGUGCGAGGGGCAGUCUACGCUCUCUUCGAUGCCCGCGGAGAUGCGGGCGAUUCAUGAGGCAGCCUACUCAGCGUUCCAUGCCCGUGGGCGGGGAGCACUACGCUCGCUCGAAGCAGUCUGUAACAAGAUCGGAGUGGCUGCUGUCGAAGAAACCGGUGUGGUGCCAGUGUUCGACAUCAGUAGUAUGCAAGUG
Molecule: messenger RNA, 405 nt
Organism: Phytophthora sojae
Lineage: Eukaryota; Oomycota; Peronosporomycetes; Peronosporales; Peronosporaceae
Exons: 1
Source: RefSeq, a predicted model, not a curated record